Linum tenue is the source of this 1159-nucleotide messenger RNA. The record is from the annotation of a GenBank genome assembly. Lineage: Eukaryota; Viridiplantae; Streptophyta; Magnoliopsida; Malpighiales; Linaceae.
AAUUUACCCAUGAAAAAAGAAAAAAAACCGUCCCUCGCUCCCCCACUCCCCCACUUCCAUCAUCUUAUUGAAAAACCCUCACAAACCCUCACUCGCUCUACUACUUCCACCGUCUUCUUCUACCAGACCAUCUUCUUCCAACUACGAACGGUUACUGUUCAAAAGGUCGCCCCCUUCUCCUCUCUUCUUUUUUCGAUCAUGGCGGAAGUGACAGCAGCCGAGGCGGCUGUAAGCAAUCCAGAGCCGGUCGUCUCAGCCGGCGCAGACAUGGAGAUUUCCGAAUCGAACGAAGGAGGGAAGCGAGCCAGGGAGGUGCAGGAAGGUGCGAACGGCGAUGACACCAAGAAGCAGAAGGUGGAGAAGUCAGCGGAAGGAGAAAAUGAGGGAUCAGCAGCAGCAGGAGAAGAAGAAAAAGUUGGGGGAGAGUCUUCCGAGGAAGUGGUUGUCAGCUUGGGUCCGAAGAAAUUCGGAACUGCCACUCAGAUGUUUGAUUAUUUCUUCAAGUUGCUUCACGCUUGGCCGAGCAAUUUGGAUUUGAACAAGUAUGAGCACUUGGUUUUGAUGGAAUUGCUGAAGAAGGGUCAUCAAGAGUCGGAGGAAAAGAUUGGUUCUGGGGUCCGAUCUUUUCAAAUUCGAGGUCACCCGAUGUGGAAGAGUCAGUGCUUCUUCCUUGUCAGGGAAGAUGAUUCUGUGGAGGAUUUCAGCUUCAGGAAGUGUGUUGACAACAUUCUUCCCUUGCCGGAGGAAUUGAAAGGACAUGGUGGUGGCGGUGGUAAAGGUCACGGAGGCAAAGGUGGUGGUGGUGGUGGAGGAAGAGGCGGACGAGGUCGAGGCCGCGGGCGUGGGCGUGGAAAGAAGUGGUAAAUCAAGAACCAGCAAACUAAAUUUAAGGUUGGGGUUACCUUUAAUUUUCUUUUCGUAAAGCUGGUCAGGUAGUUUGUGUUGGUAUUAACAUUAUAGGUUUCAAUUUGUAAGCUUUUGCAUGUAUUUCUCUAGAUGAACAUUAUAAUGCUAUUUACGAACGUUGUGUUGGCUUGAAGUUGAUAUUUCAUUGAAGGUUGUUUCUGAUUUUCAUGUCUAUUCGACGGAUGUCUUUUUGGAUACUGUUGUUGCUAUGUUUCUAGCCAGUUAGUAGCUCAUGGCUCAUGCUUAUUUCUUC